Molecule: messenger RNA, 1323 nt
Organism: Mycotypha africana
Lineage: Eukaryota; Fungi; Mucoromycota; Mucoromycetes; Mucorales; Mycotyphaceae
Product: transmembrane amino acid transporter protein-domain-containing protein
Exons: 2
Coding region: 1-1323 (440 amino acids)
Biological process (GO): amino acid transmembrane transport
Cellular component (GO): vacuolar membrane
Molecular function (GO): amino acid transmembrane transporter activity
Source: RefSeq, a predicted model, not a curated record
AUGUCUAUGGAAUUAAGAGAUCUGGAUAAGAAGCACACGGGGGACUUUCAAGAGGGGCCUGUGACAUUUGAUGCCUAUAGUGAGGCCGAAUUUGAAUAUGCCGAUGAAGGCUUCCUGGAUGUCAACCGUGAGCAUGCAGGUUCGUCUUUCCUCGCUUAUUUCAACGUUGUAUGCAUUGUGGCUGGUACCGGUACUCUUGGUAUUCCCUAUGCGCUUAAAUUAGGUGGCUGGAUCGGUCUUGUCAUUUUAUUUCUGUCAUGGGUAAUGUCUGUGCACACGGGUACGCUCCUUAUCCGUUGUUUGUACGCCAAUGGCAAACGUCGUUUAGGUUCAUAUAAAGAAAUUGCUACCACCUGCUUUGGCGCUGUGGGAGGUUGGGUUGCUUUCUUCUUCAACACUUGGAUUCUUCUUGGCGCACCCAUUCUGUAUAUUGUUCUUUCCGGUUCCAACCUCAAUGAAUUGUGCGCUGGUACAGCAGCAGAUAUCGGUGUGUUACCAUGGAGCAUCGUCUCUUGCGUCAUCGUUGCUAUUCCAUUUGUAUUGGUGAAAAAUAUGAAGGAAAUCGCUGUCAUGUCAGCUCUUGGCGCUACGGCUACUCUUAUUGUCGUCAUCAUCGUAUUGGUGGUUGCCUGUAUGGAUAAACCACAUUUGACAAAUGUACAUCACGAUACAGUCAUUUGGUCUCAAUUUCCUAUCGCGCUCAGUACCAUCUCGUUCAGUUUCGGCGGUAACGGUGUCUAUCCCCAUGUAGAAGCUUCUAUGAAGAAACCCAAAAAUUGGCCCAAAGUAGUAGCUGCUGGCUUAUCCACAUGUGCUGCCCUUUACUAUCUUGCUGCUAUUCCAGGCUAUUACGUGUAUGGUGACAGGGUUGUCAAUCCUGUUUACAACUCCAUCAGCAAUGGCGUCCCCAAAAUCAUUGCUAUCAGUGUCAUGACAUUCCACGUUCUUGCUGCUUCACCCAUCCUGCUCACUUCUUUUGCUCUAGACGUUGAAGAAAUGCUCAACAUCACCGUGGAACGUUUCGGUAAAGUGAAGGAAUUCAUUAUUCGUGCGCUGUUCCGUAUCUUUCUCAUUGUCGUUGUCGGCAUUAUUGGUGCUGUUAUUCCCCAUUUUGAUGACUUGAUGGCUUUGAUUGGUGCCUUUGCCAAUUGCGCCUUGAUUUUCAUUUUCCCUGUCAUCUUCUAUCUAAGACUUACGGGUCUCCGUAACAAGCCUAUUUAUGAGCUUGCUUGGUAUGCUCUUAUUCUUUUGCUUGGUGUCGUAGGCCUCGUUUUUGGUACCAUUUCAGCUAUUCAAGCUCUUGUUGCUGAUUUCAAAUCUUAA